CUCUCUCUGGAGAUAAUCUGACUUAAUCUGUCACUGUCAAUCACUCUUAAUCUCAACUGUCAAUGUCAAUCAUUCUGGCUGGCUGGAAGGUAGGUCAGUCAGUCACUAAUUUUACUAUUUUUCACCAAAGAUUUUAAGCACAAGCAUCAGUUUAACAGCCACGAAUACUAUAGUGAUUUAGUUGUUCUUCUUCAGACUUUAAAUCACUAACUUCCUAAAUUACAUCAAGUCGAACAGACCUUUGUAAACUCAAUGGUUUUAUCAGCUUUGGGUUCGCCCUAAGGAUUCACCAUGAGUAAACCAGACUUAGAACAGCUUGUUGGAAAGAAUCAAUCUAUUAAGAUUGUCCCAUCCAUAGAAGAUUCUUUGUGUGCAUUAGGACUGAAUGUGAAUUUGGAUGACAAUACUCUAUUCUGGUAUCAACAGUUAAAAACCACUUGGAAGACAUGGAAGAAAACCGCGACUCUCGAAAAUCACGUUGAACUGUUCUUCGAGCACGUUCUAGAUCCAUUCAGAGUUGGUUUAGUGUUUGUUAUUAAAAGUGAAGAUGUCAAAGAUUGCAAGCAAAAGACCUUGCCAUAUUUCAUCAUAGAAACCCUUCAAAAAUGGUCAAUCGGAAGUGGUAAAACUCCGGACGAUUCCUUAAAACUGCCAGCAUUCCAUGUAGCUAUACAGCAAAGAAGUAAUAAUUUUCUUAACUUGCUUAUUAAAACCUAUCAUGUUCCAACAAUCAAAGGAAUCAUAAUUCCUGUAGUGAAAGAUAUGAUCAAAAAUGAUAAUUGCAAAUUGGCAUCCCAAGUUGUUAUAGCUAUGGAUUUAUCUGAAGAUAUCCCAGUUGAAGAGUUGCUUUUCCCACUAAUUUUACAAGAUAAGACAAAUAUAAUUGACGAGUACUUGACUGAGUGCCCUAGUCAAGUACAUAAACUAUUGCAAUACUUGGACAACUUACUUGAUAAAAGAAUAAAUUUGAGGGAAUUUGCACAAAAAUAUAUUGUGGAAAAUAAAAUUUGUCAUGUAAAAUAUGAAAAAAUACAUUACAAGCCACUUGGAAAAUUGGUAGCUAGGCUUUGUAACAAAUUCAAUAUUCCAAUUGAAAGUUGCAAGAAUCUCAGUAAAAACCGAACUACAGGUGGUCUAAGGUAUUUAAUUCACCAAAAAUAUCAGGAGCAUAAUGUUAGCUCUUCUGUAUGGGAUGACCUAGUGAAAGAUUCCCUGAGACAAAAUGCAGGUUCUGCUCAAGAGUUCAUUGACAUGUUGAUGGACUAUGACAAAAACGAAGCCCGUAAAUGGGCUGAUUACUUAAAUAUACCAACAGACAACUUACCAUUGGCAUUAAGAGAAAUGACUAUAAACGAAGAACCAGUUGAAGAAAAUUGGGAUACAGUAGAGAACAGCACACUUGAAUAUUAUAAGUUAUCUUUACCUGAAGAACAUGUGGUAUUAAUAGAUACUGGUGAAAAAUUUUAUGAUCUGAUGACAUUACUAAGCCAAUGUAGUCUCGUAAGUAUUGACUGUGAAUGGAAACCCUCCUUUGGAGCCAAGCAAUCUCAAGUCGCCUUAAUUCAAGUGGCUACAUACACUCACAUUUAUCUUAUUGACGCUUUACUGUUAAACAGUCAAUCAUAUUCAAGUUUCUGGUAUACCUUUUACAAAACAUUCUUAGACAACGCUGAAAUAAUAAAACUGGGUUUUGGACUUGAACAAGAUUUAAAAGAAAUGAAGGCAUCUGUUAUUAGCUUAGGAAAUAUCAAAGUAAAAGGUGAAGGAUUGUUAGACCUGUCCACACUUUGGAGAAAUCUCCUUAACAGUGGUCUAUCUGUGCCAAAUUGUGAUGAGCAAACCGGCAAUAGCCUAAGCAAUUUGGUUCAAUCUUGUUUUGGAUUGCCUCUUGAAAAAUCAGAACAGUGUUCAAACUGGGAACUGAGACCUCUACGUAAAACGCAAAUACUUUAUGCUGCUUUAGAUGCUUACGUAUUAGUAGAAGUAUACAGAUAUCUCCAAAACUUGUGUGUGGAGCAAGGUAUAAAUUUUGAAGAAAUUUGCAAUGUAGCAAUGCAAGAACCAAAGAAGAAAUCACUGAAGAAAGUCAAAGUUUAUGAGAAAACAUCUCCAUUCAUGCCAAGUAUUCAUUCAAGAACCACUAAUGAAGUAAAGGUACUAAUUGAACCAAAAAUAUCCCAUCUAAUGGCUUACUUAAGAUAUUGUGGAAUAGAUACAACAGUAUUUCCUGAAACAAUGUUAUGGUGUGAUGUCGUUAACUUGGCAACAAGCGAAGAGAGGUACAUUUUGUUGACGAAACAUAGGGGCACCCCUGAUGUGAAUUUUCCUCAAAGCUCAAUAAUUAAUGUGGGUAAAGGAAUUGUCGUAGAUCAACUACAAAUAGUAUUUAAUUCUUUAAAUGUAGGUAUUAAGCAAAGUGAUCUUUUCAAGUUUUGUAUUAAAUGUAAUGAUAAAGAAUUAACUAAGUUAAGUCCAAAUGAAGUCCAAGCUAUUUGUAAGGAAUAUCAAGCUUCUAGAGCGAAUUAUAGUUCUUACCCAAAUAACCACCGUAGUGACUAUGAUGACGAUAUUGACGAGUUGGAUAAUUUUCUGAGUGACUCAGAUUGUGACGAAGAUCUAUACAAAGUUGUAAAUGUCAUAAAACCAAACAAUAUCUCUUAUAAAACCAAAAAAGGGGCAUUAAUCCAAAUUGAAAAUGUUAAUUCACCAUCAAACAAACCAGGAUUAUUGUGUGAAAGUUGUGGGACAUUGUUUAGAGAUAGUGAUGAACUAUCAAAAUCUGUAAGUGACACAAUACUUAGUAUAACAAAACUUUCCUUUUGGUAAAUAGAACCAAUUGUGGUGGUACAAAAUGAGAGAGAUGAUGUACAAAUGAUUUUGUUUAUUUGAGGUAGAAUAUACAUUCUAAGUGAUAAUAACAUAACAUUAUGUGAAUAACAUUUAAAAGUAACUGAAGAAAAUUUACAAAUUCAUUUGCAUAUGGAUAUAAAUUGCGUCAAUUUAGGAUAGCAACAGCAUUAUGUAACAUAGUAUUGAUACUGAUGAUAAAUAAAAUAUUUCCACCUAUUUACCAAGUUACAAAAAUCAUUAUAGCUAAGUAGAUAACAUGUAAAUGUUUAUUUACAAACAUAAAAUAUAUCAAAAAGUAUUAAAUGAAAUACUACUUACAACAACAAUUAGUCUAGUUGUACUUAAAUCUUUGAAAUACACCAGCCAACCUAUGUCAGUAUAUUUAAAAACAAUAAAUCCAGUCCAAACACUUGUACAGAUACAGAUCCAAAGAAAUAUAUCAUAUCACUCAUGAAACAAGGCAAUAAUGUGUAUAAAAAGUAGUUUAACACAAUUAAUUUUCUUUGGUUUGUUUUAAAUGUAUAAUAAAUAUCCAAUUAGUUAAGUAGUAUAUUAUUAGGAUAGAUAUUUGUAUUACUGUUGUUAUGUUUAUAGCAUACUAGGGAUCAGAAUCCAAUAUGUUCACUAUCUGUAAGUGGUCCAUAAUUAGGUAAUAACGCUCAAAA
This is a messenger RNA of Ostrinia furnacalis (Asian corn borer), 3515 nucleotides long. RefSeq names its product exonuclease mut-7 homolog (gene Nbr). NCBI's taxonomy places the organism in Eukaryota, Metazoa, Arthropoda, Insecta, Lepidoptera, Crambidae. Gene Ontology annotation, biological process: nucleobase-containing compound metabolic process. The record is from RefSeq and is a predicted model, not a curated record. Bases 292 to 2826 code for a protein of 844 amino acids. Gene Ontology annotation, molecular function: nucleic acid binding; 3'-5' exonuclease activity. The transcript has a single exon.